Messenger RNA from Camelus dromedarius (Arabian camel), 3981 nucleotides. It is a transcript of the gene SHISA7, whose product is annotated as shisa family member 7. Lineage: Eukaryota; Metazoa; Chordata; Mammalia; Artiodactyla; Camelidae. Gene Ontology annotation, cellular component: postsynaptic membrane; dendritic spine membrane; postsynaptic density. Bases 301 to 2001 code for a protein of 566 amino acids. The transcript is spliced from 6 exons. Gene Ontology annotation, biological process: regulation of AMPA receptor activity; regulation of short-term neuronal synaptic plasticity. The record is from RefSeq and is a predicted model, not a curated record.
UCCAAGCCGGUGCGAGGCAAAGGCAGCAAGGGCCGGUGACUGUCACGUCUGCACCGAAGCCGGCACACAUCUGCACGGAAAAGAACUGCCGGCCUGGGGUCGCCCAACACUGCCGGCCGCCCCCCUAUCAGCGCGCGCGCACGCCCAGCCGGGUUGGCUCGCAGACACGCGCUCGCUCUGCCUCCCCCGGCCGUCCCCCGACGCCGCCGCCACCCCGACUCCCCCAGGGUCCCGCAUCCGGAAAGUGAGCCUCCGUUCUCCCUCCAGCCUGGCGGCCUGGUCCGACCUCCUGCGCGUCCCAUGCCAGCCCUCCUGCUCCUCGGGACCCUCCUGCUCCUGGCCUCCACUACCGGCCAGGCGGGGGCACUCCCGUCCAACGCCACGAGCGCCGAGCCCCCGGGUCCGCUGCCCGCCCUGCUGGCGCACCUGCGGCGCCUGACCGGGGCGCUGACUGGCGGCGGGGGCGCAGCGGGCCCAGGCGCCAAUGGCACCGGCACCAGGACCAGCACCCAGAGUGGGCCGGGCGCGGCGGCACGGGCGCCCCCUCCUGCCGAGCUCUGCCACGGCUACUACGAUGUCAUGGGCCAGUACGACGCCACCUUCAACUGCAGCACUGGUUCCUACCGUUUCUGUUGCGGCACCUGCCACUACCGCUUCUGCUGCGAGCACCGCCACAUGCGCUUGGCUCAGGCCUCCUGCUCCAACUAUGACACUCCGCGCUGGGCCACCACGCCACCGCCGCUGGCCGGGGGCGCCGGGGGCGCUGGGGGUGCGGGCGGGGGUCCCGGGCCCGGCCAAGCCGGAUGGCUGGAAGGGGGCCGGGCGGGGGGCGCCGGGGUGCGUGGGGGCGAGGGCCCCGGGGGCAGCACGGCCUACGUAGUGUGCGGGGUCAUCAGCUUCGCCCUGGCCGUGGGCGUCGGCGCCAAAGUGGCAUUCAGCAAGGCGUCCCGUGCGCCCAGGGCGCACCGGGAAAUCAACGUGCCCAGGGCUCUGGUGGACAUUCUGAGGCAUCAGUCGGGGCCUGGUACCCGCCCGGACCGGGCACGAAGCAGCUCCCUAACCCCGGGGGUCGGGGGUCCCGACAGCAUGCCUCCGAGGACGCCCAAGAACAUCUACAACACAGUGAAGCCCUCCAAUCUCGAUAAUCUGCACCACAACUACCUGCACCUCAACGUCAACAGCCCCCAACACCAUGCUGCCACGUUGGACUGGAGGGCCAUUCCACCGCCCAGCCCCUCCUUGCACUACUCCACGCUGUCCUGCUCUCGGUCAUUCCACAACCUCUCACAUCUGCCCCCAUCCUACGAGGCCGCAGUGAAAUCUGAACUCAACCGCUACUCCUCCCUCAAGAGGCUGGCCGAGAAGGAUCUGGAUGAGGCCUACCUGAAGCGCCGGCACCUGGCGGAGAUGCCCCGCGGGACGCUGCCCCUGCACACACUUCGGCGACCUGGCACAGGGGGCGGCUAUCGAAUGGAUGGCUGGGGUGGCCCUGAGGAACUGGGCCUGGCACCUGCGCCCAACCCGCGGCGUGUCAUGUCCCAGGAGCACCUGCUGGGUGACGGGGGCCGCUCGCGCUACGAGUUCACACUGCCGCGAGCGCGCCUCGUGUCCCAGGAGCACCUGCUUCUGUCCUCACCGGAGGCCCUGCGCCAGAGCCGCGAGCACCUCCUGUCACCCCCGCGCAGCCCCGCUCUGCCUCCGGAGCCCACCGCCCGUGCCAGCCUGGCCGCUUCCCACUCCAAUCUGCUGCUGGGGCCCGGGGGGCCCCCCACCCCCCUGCACGGGCUGCCUCCACCACCUAGCCUGCACGCGCACCACCAUCACGGCCUGCACGGCUCGCCGCAGCCCGCCUGGAUGUCAGACACCGGCGGAGGCGGCGGCACGCUGGCCCGUAGGCCGCCCUUCCAGCGCCAGGGCACACUGGAGCAGCUGCAGUUCAUCCCCGGCCAUCACCUGCCCCAACACCUGCGCACUGCCAGCAAGAAUGAGGUGACUGUCUGAGUGUCUGAGGCCGGGCCCGGGGCUUGGGGGCUGCAGCCUCCCGGGCCCCCAUUCCAGCCUGCAUCCCCCAGCACACUCCAGGGGCCUGGAGCCCAGAUCAGAGGUGGUAGGGGGCUGCCUUCAAGGACACUGUUUGGAUGAAAUCGUCACCAGAGACAAAGCCUCUUUCUUGUAUGUCAUGGCAGACAAGAUCCCUCUUUCUAUAUCACAGUAUGAGGCAAGGCCUCCUUCCUAUGAUGUCAUCACAGAGGAAGAUGUCUGUGAGGUCAUCACUAUGGAAGAUGUCUGUGUUUAUCACAGGGACAAAAACUCCUUCCCAUGAGGUCAUCACAGAGGAACAGGCCCACACUUAACUAGAGGCUAUGUCUAUGUUCCAUGAUGUCAUCACAAAGACUUCCUUCCUGUGAUGUCAUAAAAGAAAUAAUGCUUUGUCCUAUGAUGUCAUCCCUAGAUACAGAGAGUCCGUCUUAUGAUGUCACUGCAUAGAUAAGUUUCAAUCUAUGAUGUCAUCUCUGGCAACAGAAGUCCUCUUUUGACAUCAUCACCAGGAAAAUAUUUUCUUCCAAAGAAGAUGCCUCUGUCUGUGAUGUCAUCACUACAGACAAAGCCACCUUCCUGGGACACAUCCCAGGGGAAAAAGCCUGGCCAACUGUGUCCUCACUAGACAUAAGGCCUCCUUUCUAUGACAUCAUCACAGAGAUUCUGCUUCCUUUUUGUGAUGCCAUUGCCAGAGAAGGUGCCUUGCCCUAUGAUGUCAUGAGAGGGAUUGCCUCUUCCAUGAUGUCAUCACUGGAGAUGACAGCCUGCUUUUGGGACAUCUCCAGGAUGAGGCCCCUUCUGCGAUAUCUCUGAGAUGACUCUGCCUGCUCUGAGACAUCACCAGGAGACCGCCACUGCUGCUGCCAUGUCACAGAAAGGCAGGGGAUGCCGAGGCCAUGGCCAUCCUGGGGGCACCAGAGAAAGUGCCCCAGCCUGAGAUGUCAUCUGAGGGAUGUUAUCACUGGGAAGGCUGCCCCAUCUGGAGAGGUCUCUGCCAGAGAUGACGGUCUGUCUCCGGGUUGCUGGUAGUGAGCCGCCACACCACUGGAGGCUCUGCCCCAGCGCUGUGAUGUCAUCCCCAGAGACACCGCCUGCUUUGGAAGGCCGUCACUUGUGAUGGUAUCGCCGGUCUCUGCCUUGUCCCUCCGUGACUUAGCUUGGUUGCUCCUUCUCCUGACCCCACGGACAUGCCCUGCAGGAGCUCCACCAGACCUUCCCCUAAAGGGAAUUUGGGCCACAGGUCCUACCCCUGUGUAGUGAGGUCACCUCCUGUGUGACUCCCGGAGGACAGCACUCCCAGACUGGCUUCUGCUCCCAAUGAGGCCACUCUGGCCCACCAGGCUCCUGGAGUCCUCAGACUCAUAGGUGGCCAAAAGGCUAGCGCCACUUCUCUCUGCCAAAACUACAGACACCAUCGCCUCUGUAAACAAGUCCUGGCCUCCGGCUGCAGGGUGGGGGGAGGUUAGGAUAUGCCUGCUGCUGCUCUAGUUGAUGACAUCAGCAGCACCACAAGACUUCCACCACUCCUGAUGGCACUGCACCUGGGGUCAAAUGUCAACCAUGCCUAAUGAUGACAUCAUUUCCCAGGAUUCCCUAUGACCUAUAGUGUCUUCAUCUCCCAGAAUCCACCACAACUAGGGUAUCAUUCUCUUUCAGGAUUUACCAUAACUAUAGUGUCACCUUCUCCCAAGAUUCCCUAUAGUCAAUGGUGUCACCAUCUUCCAUGAUUCUCCACAAUUAUGAUGUCAUCAUGUCCCAGAAUCCACCAUGACCAAUGAUGUCAUUCCAGAAUCCACUAUAGCUGAUGGUAACAUCUUCUACCAGGAUCCACUAGGACUGAUCAUGCCAAAACUUCCUAUAGUCCCCCAUAACUGGUGUCAUCAAUCUUCCAGGAUCCACUUCAACCAUGUCUUCACACCCCAGGAUCCACCAUAACCCUGA